AUGUACUUCAAGUGGGGGAAACGUGUGGAGCUGAGGACUUCAGGCUUACGGAGUGGGCAAUGGGAGCCACAGAAGGUGCUUGAGCAGGUUGUGGACUGCGGCCACCUGCAAAAGUCAGACCUGGAGGCCAAUGCGGAGGCCCUGACCCAGGAGAUCGACUUCCUACAGCAGCUGUCUAAAGAGGUGAGGGUCCUCCACGCCCACAUCUCAGGCACCUCAGUCAUAGUCAAGGUGGACAACAGCCGGGACCUGAACAUGGACUGCAUUGUCGCCGAGAUCAAGGCUCAGUACGAUGACAUGGCCAGCCGUAGCUGGGCUGAGGCUGAGUCCUGGUAUUCCCCCCAGUGCGAGGAGAUCAAGGCCACGGUGAUCCAGCCUGGGGAGACCCUGCGCUACACCAAGGAGGAGAUCAACGAGCAGGGGGAUUUAAGUCAGACACCUGGCCAAAGUGUGGGAGAAAAAGCAACAUCAAACUUCAGGCAAAACUCCAAGCUGGAGGCUGCCGUGCCCGAGGCGGAGCAGCAGGGUGAGGCGGCCCUUAAUGAUGCCCGCUGCAAGCUGGCCGGGCUGGAGGAGGCCCUGCAGAAGGCCAAGCAGGACAUGGCCUGCCUGCUCAAGGAGUACCAGGAGGUGAUGAACUCCAAGCUGGCCUGGACAUCGAGAUCGCCACCUACAGGCGCCUGCUGGAGGGCGAGGGGCAGGGGUUGUUUAAGGGCAUUGGUGCUGUAA
Molecule: messenger RNA, 729 nt
Organism: Delphinapterus leucas (beluga whale)
Lineage: Eukaryota; Metazoa; Chordata; Mammalia; Artiodactyla; Monodontidae
Source: RefSeq, a predicted model, not a curated record